CUCUCUCGGCUGCACUUUACCACACGCAGCUUCAGUGGCCCACAGGGCCACGUGCGACAUCAACGCUACCGACGAUGUCCGUCGAUCCUGACACGGUAUACAUCGUCCAUUCUAAGCCGAAGCACGACUCUCACGCCGACGCCAUCCGUCAGUUCGAGGGAGACUUCGAGUGCCUCUCCAACACCUACAAGUGCCCCGUUUCGUUGCGCGGAGAUCCAGAGCCUUACCCAAGCGUCGAGCAUGCAUUGCAGGCAUCCAAGACGGACGACUUGGAGCUGAAGGCCGCCAUCAGACUCGCCAAAAAUGCGAUAGAGGCCAAAAAAAUCGCACGGGCCGCCAAGCCAAAGCCGGAUUGGCGAGGGAGUUCCGAGAAGAUCGCGGAGGCCCUGGUGCGAGACAAGUUUCGGCGAAACGCCAAGGCGAGGGAGGUUCUCGUCGGGACUGGCCGCGUCAAGCUUGUCUACACCAACACUCACGACGAUCGAUUUUGGGGAGUGUGUACCGGCAAGGGCGAGAACAAGCUCGGCAAACUCCUGGAACGGGUCCGGGCGGACGCUCUCGCAGGCAAGGACACGGAGGCGUGGUGCGCUACGCGCUUUCAGCUGGCCCUCCCGCUUGACGUGAUGGUGGGGUUCGCGGUGUCCAAGGCUGGGAAGAUCGUUGCGGACCCGUCGUUCGAAGGAAAGCCGGUCAUCAGGAUGGGCAAGCUGGCGGACAACGAGGUGGUGAUGGCACACCCUUCCGUGAGCCGAUCCCACGCCCUCCUCGUGGUGGACAGGUCUUUGGGAGCGUUUCUCGUCGACCUGGGCGCAUCCAACGGAUCCUUCGUUGAUGGACGGCGGAUAUCACCGUAUGUUCCGGAGCCCAUCAAGGCCGGCGGUGCUGGCCUUACCUUCGCCAAGUCAAAGCGCACGUACACCCUCACGCAAGUCGAGACGAACCUUAGGGAAGCCAAGAAAGGACGGCUGUAUGCCAGCAUGUCUGAUCCCAUGGCGUCCGCCGCGCAGCCCGAUCCAGACUCGACGGUUUACGUGGGCAACUUGGAUCCCUCGGUGACAGAAGACGACAUUCGCGAGUUCUUCGCGGAGUGUGGAGCGAUCGCGUCGAUCCGUAUUCCUCAGGACAAGGCGACGGGCAAGAUGCGAGGCAUCGCUUUCGUCGCAUUCGCCAAGCAUUCGGGGGUGCUGCAGGCGCUCACGCUGCACAUGGACGAUCUCAAGGGCCAGAGCGUCAAGAUCAGGCGUGCCGACACUGCCAAGCCCCGCGAAAACGGCGGUGCGCAGCACAAGAAGCCGGUGCCGAACGCUACCGCUUCCGCGCGACCUUCACCGCGCGCCGUGCAAGGCGCUGGAGGCAUGGGCAGCGGCGGCGGCGGCGGCGGAGGUGCUUCCGACCCCGCUAUGAAGAGCGCGAUAGAGUUGGCGACGGCGGCGGUCAUUAAGGCGGCGGAGGCAUCGAAAGCCAAUGCCGCGGCCGCCGCCGCCGCCGCCGCCGCUGCGGGUGGGGAUGGCGGACAGGGCGCCCCGAAGCGGCAGAAAACACGCGAUGGGUUUGGCGAGGAAUCCGCAACGGCCAGGAACAAACGAGGCAACAGGUGGGGCGACACUCAGGAAGAGGGCGGCAGAGGGAACGGGCACAGCAUGCCGGGAACGACGACAAUAUCGACCGCAUCUGGAACGGCCGGUGCUGACGACGCAGGUGCAAGGAAAAGCCAUGGUGAGGGAGAACGGCGGCGAGAUCGGCGGGGUGGAGAUGAAUCCGUUCGGGAUACAGGCGGCAGGUCCCGAGACGACGGCGGGGGCAGCCGGAGGGACGGUGAUCGGUACGACGGUAGACACCGAGGAGACAGUCGAAGGCGCGAUGACGGCCGCGGCGGCGGUAGAAACGCGACUGGUAGGGGCGAGGACAAGGGGAGGAGGGAGGUCAGCGACGACCGGUCUGGCGGCGGCGGGGGUGGUGGUGAGAGGAGGACCCACUCGGAUCGCAGCCGGGGCGGCGGUCGUUCUGGUCGGGAAAGUCGACGCAGCGAGAGCUUCGACAGAUACGGUGCCAGGGGCGAGCGAGGCAGACGAGACGAUGAACACGUGCACCGCAGGGCGCCUCGCGAGAACGGAAAUGGCAGCGGCGGCAGCGGCGGCGGUAGAUCCGGCAGAGGCCGGCGGGACGACUGGGACCGGGCAGGGGACAGAAGGGGGGACAGCGAGCGUGGCGGCCGCGUAGAGGACGAAGGCAGACGCCAUCGGGAUGUCAGCAUGGACGACGGCGGGAGGCACAGGGACAACGGAGGCGGGGGCAGCAGCAGCAGGAAGAAAGGCGAAGAGGGAAGCAGCAGAGACAGGAGGAAGGAUAAUUAUCACGGAGAUAACCGCGGUGCGGCGAGGCCGAGGUCCCGCUCUCGCUCGCGCGGUCGGCGAUAAUGGCGUAUCCUGUCCGCCGGAGUUGAAACAGAGCACGACACGGCGGGAAGUAUCCCCGCCUGCCAUGGGUGCACCACCCUCUUUUGCGGAGCAAGUUUUCGUGUGGGUUUGCAAUAUGUCGGGGAGAAGUUGUUCGUUUCGUCCCCGGUGGAAAGGGGAUGGGCACAGCCUCGACUCGCGAGUCCUUGAGCUUUGUCCAAACAGUUGGGUACAACAGCCUGGAAACUUGUGUAUCGGUCCGACGUUCAGAAAGUUCUUGGCUGGCCUCCGGUUGAUGUCACCAUCUGCGCUCGGUAUGAACGGUGGGCCUCAUGGAGACUUCUUCGAUAGCUGCCAAUGGGCAACGAAUCCAUCAGUAUUGCUUCUUCAGAUGGCGACGGAGAAUGCACCGCUUAGAGGAUGUUUCGCGUGUGUGUGCUGUCUGGCAUUCCGGUUUACAAGCGUAGACUACUCUCAAUUCACUGCCCUGCUUGUGAGGGUCAGCGUUCCUUUCCCUUCCUCGGCAGAUGACAGCGAGGUGAGGCAAGAGGGGUAUGUCAAGCCCAACAGACGGAGAGCAGCUGAUGGCUGCCACACUCGCAACGUUUGCGGGGGCAUUAAGGAAUCACCUCAGU
Ectocarpus sp. CCAP 1310/34 is the source of this 3031-nucleotide messenger RNA. The record is from the annotation of a GenBank genome assembly. NCBI's taxonomy places the organism in Eukaryota, Phaeophyceae, Ectocarpales, Ectocarpaceae.